AUGGCGGAGCUCAAGGAAGAUAACGCAGUGCAGCUUCACCAGCAGGACGCCAGUGUUAAAGAAGAUCCAGGGAUGCCAGCAACAUCUGAGGACAAGAGCCAUCAGUCGUCCAUUCAUGAUGUCACUUCCAGUGAUGUGAAAGUCGAGGACAAUCAAGGACAAACUCCUGUCUCCACAACCUCAGAGAGACACGUAUCUAUCCAGACUUCACUGGAGGGUCUAGAAAUGCUAGUAGACUUGAAUGGAGCUGGUAAGAAGUCAUGUCCGUUAUGUCCUGAGGAGAAGUUCAAGGCCUGUUAUAGUCAUAAACUGAGACGCCACCUGCAGAACCUGCACUGGAAAGUCUAUGUGGAAUUUGAAGGUCAGAAAAUGUGUAUUUGUCAUCUGCCCUGUAGACAGAUGAAGUCUAACCAGGGAACUGAUCAGAGUCAAGCCCGACUAGUGGCACACUACCAUUGUGUAGUAUGUUCAGUGACUAUUGCCAGAAAAACAGACAUGGUCAGCCACCUCAAAAGACACGUCAACAAAGGCGAGACUGAGGCCAGUUAUACGGGCACCUCGGACACAUCGUACGAAGAACCGGUCCCAAGUGGACAAGCCUACGAGAUCAUGAAGGAGCUGGGCACCAACGUGCAGCUCAUGCCCAACUACAGCACACCACAGAAGACAGACUCCUACUUCAGCCGCAAGAUGAAGAACAACAGGCAGCUGGUAUUUUGUUCUCUUGCGGUUCUUGCAGAGGAAAGAAGUCCAGUGGAAUGUCUGGAUGCAUUUGGAGCCACUGGUAUAAUGGGCCUGCAGUGGGCCAAGCACCUUCAUAGUGCUGUUAAAGUGACCAUAAAUGACAUCAGUGAGGCCUGCGUGAAGAUGAUCAAGGAGAACUGUCAACUCAACAACAUCCGAGUGGAUGGGGGGCGCAUGGGCUGGCAGACGGAGAGUGCGGGGGACAACGACUCGUCUGUCAACACUGUAGAAGUGUGCCAGAUGGAUGCCAACGUCAUAAUGCACCUGAGAGCCUUUGACUACAUACACUUGGACCCAUUUGGCACGUCAGUCAACUACUUGGAUGCUGCGUUCCGAAACGUGCGCAACUUGGGCAUUGUUUCAGUGACCUCAACAGACACCGGAUCACUUUACUCCAAAUCUCUGAACGUGACCCUCCGCCAUUACGGUUGCCAGAUCGUCAGGACGGAAUACUACAGAGAGCUGGCAGCACGCAUGGUAGUUGCCUCAGUAGCCAGGGCCGCAGCACGCUGUAAUAAAGGAAUCGAGGUUUUAUUGGCCGUGGCUCUGGAACAUUUCGUGCUGGUAGUGGUGCGGGUGCUCCGGGGCCCCACGCAAGCUGACGAAUCGGCCAAGAAGCUCCGGCAGCUACUGCACUGCCAGUGGUGUGAGGAGAGGGUGUUCCUUAAACCAGGCAGCAUGGUUGAGGAGAAUCUGUACAAACAGCUGCCGUGUCAGUGCCAUGGCAGCAUGCCUGGGAAAACCGCUGUUGAGCUAGGACCUCUUUGGUCAGGGUCUCUGUUCAACGUGGGCUUCCUGAGGCGCAUGCUGGUGGCAGCAGUACAGCACAGCAUGGACGAUAUUCAGCCUUUGGUGAAGACCCUGAUCUCUGAGGCUGAAUGCACCACACUCAAGUCUUUCUCUGUCAGCGGCCAAUCAGUUCUGGCCAACCAGGUGGAGUGUGGUGUGGUCAUCAAGACUUUACAGAAGGUGGAGGAAGUGGACACUGCUGAUCAGUCAGGCAAGAGAAAAGGUGGAGAUGAGUCUGGUAGCGUGGUAAAGAAGCUGAAAUCAGACGCGUCCUUGGAGCAUCCUGCUUUCUACUACAGCAUUCAUCGUCACAGCAUCCGUGGCAUGAACAUGCCCAAGCUAAAUAAGUUUCUGCAGUACCUGACUGAGGCCGGGUUCAGAGUGAGCCGCACGCACUUCGACCCUACAGGAGUUCGCACUGAUGCCACACUGGAGCAGUUCAAGUCUGUGCUCACCAAGUACAGUGUGUCUACCUACAACCCUGUACCAUCCAGUGCCAGCAGCAAGAAGGAUGGGGCGGGCAAAACGAACUAAGUCAUCCAAAAGUACCGGAGUGAGAGCAAAUCGAAUUGUAACCAUCCUGUCUGCACAUAACAUUAUACAAUUAAACAGAUGUUUCAGCUGUUUGUCUUCUAGAAA
Trichomycterus rosablanca is the source of this 2172-nucleotide messenger RNA. It is a transcript of the gene trmt1l, whose product is annotated as tRNA methyltransferase 1-like. Gene Ontology annotation, biological process: tRNA N2-guanine methylation. Gene Ontology annotation, cellular component: nucleus. Lineage: Eukaryota; Metazoa; Chordata; Actinopteri; Siluriformes; Trichomycteridae. The record is from RefSeq and is a predicted model, not a curated record. Gene Ontology annotation, molecular function: tRNA (guanine(10)-N2)-methyltransferase activity; RNA binding. The transcript has 16 exons. The coding region runs from base 1 to 2067 and encodes 688 amino acids.